AUGGCAACAGGUGUCUUCCACAACAUCACGUGUUUCCAUGUGAUCGACGUGUUGGGUCUUCAGGAUUCUAAGCACAGCGUAGCCGCCGUGGAGAAGCUGUCGGGCGGUCUGAGCGCACUCAGUGAUGUCUACGUGGUGUCCACAUUCCGGCUGCCGGCGAAGCUGGGCGGCGUGCUGUUCGGCGUUUACAGCAAACAGGACAACAGGAAGUACCUGGAGGUCGCCGUCAUGGGAAAGAUCAAUAAAGUCCUGGUGCGGUACGUGCGGGCUGACGGGAAGCUGCACACGGUGAACCUGCAGAACGCCGUGCUGGCAGACAGUCGAGCUCACUCCAUCAUCCUGAGGCUCGGAGGUCUUCAGCGCGACCACAUGAACCUGGAGCUCUACGUCAACUGCCGAUUGGUUGACUCCAGCCAGGGCGUGCCGCCAUUGGUCCCUCUGCCCAGAGAGGCGGAGAUGGUGGAGAUCAGACAUGGACAGAAGGCCUACGCACGCCUGCAGGGAGCAGUGGAGUCCCUCAGACUGGCUCUUGGGGGCAGUGUUGCUAAAGCUGGAGCUCUGACAGACUGUCCGUUCCAGGGAGACUCGUCUGCGUAUAACUCAGUGAGCGGGGAGGUGAACUCCAUCCUCGGGGAUCACACCAAGGCUCUGAUUGGUCAGCUCAUCAUUUUCAACCAAAUCCUGGGAGAGCUGAGACAGGACAUCAGAGAACAGGUAAAGGAGAUGUCCCUGAUCAGAAACACCAUCCUGGAGUGUCAGGUUUGUGGGUUCCACGAGCCUCGCUCUCGCUGCUCUCCGAACCCCUGCUUUAAGGGCGUGGCCUGUAUGGAGAGUCUGCAUUAUCCUGGAUACACCUGUGGACCCUGCCCACCUGGAACCAGCGGUAACGGGACGCAUUGCCACGACAUCAACGAGUGUGAGCUGCAGCCCUGUUUCUCUCCUGACUCCUGUGUGAACACUGUGGGAGGGUUCACCUGUAAGCCCUGUCCUCCGGGCCUGUGGGGGGCGCCGCUUGCAGGAACAGGACUGGACUACGCCAAGACAUACAGACAG
This is a messenger RNA of Labrus bergylta (ballan wrasse), 1053 nucleotides long. NCBI's taxonomy places the organism in Eukaryota, Metazoa, Chordata, Actinopteri, Labriformes, Labridae. The record is from RefSeq and is a predicted model, not a curated record.